UCAGUGAUACUCACGGUGGAAGACAUGAAGCCUAAGCUGCUGCUCGUAUUGCUGGCGUUGCUGCAGACUGGCCAAACUGCACAGGAUUCUUGCAUAGACCGAUGUGAUAGCGGCUUUGAUGUGACCAAGCAGUGCCAGUGUGACUCGUUAUGCAAGUACUACAAGAGCUGCUGCGCUGAUUAUGAGUCACUCUGUGACAACUUGACUCGUGGAGACACUUUCCCGUCUUCUCCUGAGGAUGAGGAGAACACCACGAUCGUUAAACAUAUAGACAGUGAUAAAAACAUGAUAAACCAGCCUUCUCUUACGUCCACCAGCCUUCUCUUACGUCCACCUUUAUUUAACACAACUCCACCGACUUCCGAUCCUGACGCCGAGGUGUGCAGUGGCAGGCCAUUUAAUUCAUUCAUGCAACUCAAAAAUGGUUCACUCUAUGCCUUCAGGGGAAAGUAUUUCUUUGAACUGGAUGAGAGAUCAGUUUUGCCAGGUUAUCCAAAACUCAUCGAAGAAGUCUGGGGGAUAAAAGGUCCCAUAGAUGCAGCAUUUACACGCAUAAACUGCCAAGGAAAAACAUACAUCUUCAAGGGGAGCAAGUACUGGAGGUUUGACAAUGGAGUCCUGGAUAAAGAUUUCCCCAAAAAUAUCUCUGAUGGAUUUGAAAGUAUCCCAAAUCACUUAGAUGCUGCCUUUGCUAUCCCUGCUCACAACCACAAUGGCAAAGAGAAGGUCUACUUCUUUAAAGGUGACCGUUAUUUUCUGUAUGAGUUUAAGAACCAGCUGACCCAUGAGGAGUGCAGUCUUAUGUCCAGGAUCUUCCCCUCUGCACUUUUCAGGAGAUACACAGAUUUAUAUUAUGAUCGCUGGGCAGAGCACUUCAGCCUGCUCUUCAGUGGAUUUGAAAGCCAACAUGGCAUCAAUCAUUUCAUUAGUGAAGACUGGAUUGGUAUCAAAUCCCCAGUGGAUGCAGUGCUGGCUGGAAGACUGUAUGUCUCACCCAGACAUGUACACCGGCCCAGUAGAAGGCGGCAGGAUCAACUUGGUGGUCAACAUCGGAGUCAACAGUGGAACCAGCAGAUGAACCAACAGUGGAGCCAACCUUGGGGCCAACAGUGGGACCAACAAUGGGACCAGCAGCAGUGGGGCUCACGCAGUAGACAGAAUCGAUCUCCUUUCUGGGACACUAUGACUCAGAGAGCUGUUAGCAUCAGGCAGGAGUUUAAUCAGAGGCUCAGCCAGGAAAACUGGAGAUAUCAGGACAGACGCAGGAAUGGCUAUCAACAGCAGUAUGACAAUGAUUAUGAUUACAGAUACAACCCUUUUGAGGAUGCGACACACAAUCAAAUCCGCUGGAGCCGUCCCCUACAGAGUGUCUACUUCUUUAAAGGAGAUCAGUACUACAGAUUCAACCUGCAGACCAAGCGUCUUGACUAUGCCAUUCCUUCGUACCCCAGACCGAUCGCUAAAUACUGGCUGGGCUGCCAAGACAGCCCAGGAGCAGAGAAGAGAUAAAUCUAUAAAAUACAGUACAAUGUAUCUUGUACUUAGUGUCUACAAGUAUGGGCUCACCCAAAACACAUGCAUUGCUCCUUUCUCAGUGCAUGAAAUUUGGACACCAAAAAUAUACUUUGAGUCAUCUUUAAAUCAGCUCUGCAUAACCAUUAAAUAUUUAUAAUCAGUAAUA
Molecule: messenger RNA, 1681 nt
Organism: Clarias gariepinus (North African catfish)
Lineage: Eukaryota; Metazoa; Chordata; Actinopteri; Siluriformes; Clariidae
Gene: vtna
Product: vitronectin a
Exons: 9
Coding region: 25-1509 (494 amino acids)
Biological process (GO): cell adhesion mediated by integrin; immune response; cell-matrix adhesion
Molecular function (GO): polysaccharide binding; extracellular matrix binding; scavenger receptor activity
Source: RefSeq, a predicted model, not a curated record